AUGGAAGGAGUCGGGGCGCGGCUGGGGAGAUCUUCCACUCGGUACGGGCCGGCCACCGUCUUCAGCGGGCCGGUCAGGAAGUGGAAGAAGAGAUGGGUCCACGUCCCCCCGUCAUCCUCAUCCUCCAACCACAACAGCACUCACUCUCACCACCACAACGCUACUAGUAAUGGUAUUUCUUCUUCUGCUGCUUCCGCCGCUGCCGCUGCCGUUGCUAAUAAUUCGAGCUCUUCUAACGGUAAUAACGGCUCGCAUCUCUUGCUUUACAAGUGGACCCCUUUGUCUCAAUCCAACGGUUCUUCUGCUACUACUAACAACAACGGUAACUAUAAUGCUAACAAUAAUACUGCUAGUCUCUCCAAUGGCGAAACCCCCGAGGAGCCUCCCAGGCGUAAAUUCAAAUACAUUCCGCUUGUUAGUGAGGCUUUGGAAAUAGGAAUGCCCCUUGAAGUAAUCAACAAAAGGCCUUAUUGGGAGAUAUUUAGAGUUGAUUUGCUAGAGAAACAGAAAAAAGAGGCUGAAGAACAAGAGGCCUUAGAAAAGGCUGAUGAUGAAUUAAGACUGAGUGAUACUGACCCUAAUGCUGCAGAACCAGUUUCCAAGAGUGAUAGUGCAGAUGAAAAACCUGACAUCAAUGAUGUACCCAUGGAAGAAAAUCAGGCCUGGUCUCUUGAUGGUUACUUUGAUUCAAAAGCCGGUCUCUCCAGAGAUGGGCGGUUUAAAAGAGUGCAAUCAAGUAGUGUUGGUACAUUGCGGAAUCCCUUCUGA
This is a messenger RNA of Dovyalis caffra, 768 nucleotides long. The record is from the annotation of a GenBank genome assembly. Lineage: Eukaryota; Viridiplantae; Streptophyta; Magnoliopsida; Malpighiales; Salicaceae.